GAUAAGGCCCACAAAGGGCUAAGUUUAAGGAAGGAUGACUUCAACCAAUUUUACUCAUGCUAUCAAAAGUGCCUCGGAGCUUCGAUCCCAUCGAAAUAUCUGCCCAGGCCGCCACGUUGCUUUGAGUUGCAGUUUGUCAUCGAACACUAUGGCAAGGAUUUAGAUAACAGUGUCAGUACAACAUCAGGCCAUGUUUCGCCGAAUCUUCGCACACACCCUGUCUUUCCUGAUGAGUCGGUACAGCCUGUUCCAAUUUAUUACGAUCGCCAAGCGCGUGGCCACAGUCACCAUAUUAUCAUUGAAUGCCUGCAAUCAUUGGAACACCUGCAAGAACUUCAUGAUGCGAUAGUAGAAUCCAAGAUAUGUGGAUUCAUAUCUCAAAUGGACAACUGGCUCAGCGGUACGCUACCUCGUGUGAAGGACGAAUCUAGUGAUUCCGGUAUUAUCGUUCCAUCUAUUGAUAUCGAUAUACCCUUGAUUCCGCUGCGUAAUUUGAUAUAUGAAGGGGUAGGAAAGUACUCCCUAAUCCGGACAUCCAAGGAUGUUAUCACGCCUCACAACAUCAUUAAGGCUGUCUAUACUAUCCUUAGGAUAGAGAGUACAAAUCUAAUUGGUGAUUCGAGAGUCACGGUCGGCAAAUCUAUCUGGGUCGAACACCCAACCACCCUGUCAAAAGGCCUUGUCCUCGUCGUUAGCAUUGCGCCACGGGUCACAGUUGGACAGAAAGCUUAA
Aspergillus homomorphus CBS 101889 is the source of this 732-nucleotide messenger RNA. RefSeq lists its product as uncharacterized. The annotation marks the transcript as partial. The transcript is spliced from 4 exons. The record is from RefSeq and is a predicted model, not a curated record. NCBI's taxonomy places the organism in Eukaryota, Fungi, Ascomycota, Eurotiomycetes, Eurotiales, Aspergillaceae.